Molecule: messenger RNA, 1068 nt
Organism: Aspergillus terreus NIH2624
Lineage: Eukaryota; Fungi; Ascomycota; Eurotiomycetes; Eurotiales; Aspergillaceae
Product: alternative oxidase
Exons: 3
Coding region: 1-1068 (355 amino acids)
Biological process (GO): alternative respiration
Cellular component (GO): mitochondrion
Molecular function (GO): alternative oxidase activity
Source: RefSeq, a predicted model, not a curated record
AUGAGUCUAUCAAUCUCCACAGUCCCCAUCCGGGCCGCUGUAUUUCCCAAAUCCUAUCUUCUCGUUUCCUCGCGGGGGUAUGCAAGCCUCCUGGCAACGACUAGUCUGCGAUACAGCAAUGGCUCCUUGCUCGCCACCAAGCCGGGGUAUCACCGGACAACUAAGCGAUUCAUCUCCUCCACCCCGCAACAACAAAUUAAAGAGUUCUUCCCUCCUCCAAACACUCCUCAGAUCAAGGAAUCAGAGACAGCAUGGGUGCAUCCUGUCUAUACCGAAGAACAAAUGCGCCAAGUCGAAAUUGCCCACAGAGAAGCCAAGAACUGGUCUGACUGGGUGGCGCUUGGAACCGUCCGAAUGCUGCGGUGGGGAAUGGACCUGGUAACAGGAUAUCGCCAUCCCCCGCCCGGCAAAGAAAACGACGUCCGGUUUCGCAUGACGGAGCAAAAAUGGCUCACGCGAUUUGUCUUCCUCGAAAGUGUCGCCGGUGUCCCAGGAAUGGUCGGGGGCAUGCUGCGACAUUUGAGAAGCUUGCGGCGUAUGAAGAGGGACAACGGAUGGAUCGAAACGCUACUGGAGGAAGCGUUCAACGAGCGCAUGCAUCUACUCACGUUCCUGAAACUUGCCGAACCAGGCUGGUUCAUGCGCUUGAUGGUCCUCGGCGCCCAGGGUGUCUUCUUUAACGGUUUCUUCCUCUCGUACCUGGUUUCGCCGCGGACGUGCCACCGAUUCGUCGGCUAUCUCGAAGAGGAGGCCGUGAUCACCUACACGCGGGCGAUAAAAGACCUCGAGAACGGAAACCUGCCGCUAUGGGAGAAGAAGGAAGCGCCCGAGAUCGCCAUCCAGUAUUGGAAGAUGCCCGAAGGCAAGCGGACGAUGAAGGACCUACUCCUGUAUGUGCGGGCGGACGAAGCUAAGCACCGCGAAGUCAACCAUACCUUGGGCAACCUGAGUCAGGCCGCGGAUCCAAACCCUUACACGUCCAAGUAUAAAGACCCGUCCAAGCCCCAUCCAAGCAAGGGCAUGGAGAAUCUGAAGCCCACUGGAUGGGAGCGUGACGAUGUCAUCUAA